Oncorhynchus tshawytscha (Chinook salmon) is the source of this 2630-nucleotide messenger RNA. Its product is annotated as ceramide-1-phosphate transfer protein. The record is from RefSeq and is a predicted model, not a curated record. The transcript has 2 exons. Gene Ontology annotation, cellular component: membrane; cytoplasm; cytosol. Lineage: Eukaryota; Metazoa; Chordata; Actinopteri; Salmoniformes; Salmonidae. Bases 865 to 1521 code for a protein of 218 amino acids. Gene Ontology annotation, biological process: intermembrane lipid transfer; ceramide transport. Gene Ontology annotation, molecular function: ceramide 1-phosphate binding; ceramide 1-phosphate transfer activity.
GCGGUAAACAACGUGCUCCAAAGUUCGUGGCUAGCUACAUUUCUGUAUUUUGAAGAAUUUUCGAUUUAACCAGUGGUGUCACUUAUCUUAGGCAUCCUGGCUGAGUGUUCAAACUAGAAUGGGUCGAAAAGUAGCUGACUAGCUAGCUAAUGUAGACUGAUUUGCCAGCUAGUAGUUAACCCUAGCGGCUAAAUUAUGAUGGACAAAGCUUUCCCUGCAAAAAAAGUAUUUAGCUCGCUAGAUGGCUGCAAGAAGCAGUUUUGUUUUAGAAAGAUGGGUUAGCAGCGUGUGUUGUUGCUAGCUAGCAGUGGCCCUUACACCAAAGAUGGUCUCAUUAGCUUAUCUGUGUUUAUACUGUUUGUUCCAAAGCGCUUCACCCAUCAUUAUCGACACCAAUUGACGAGGGUGUGCAACUGCACUGCAGUACUCACGAACUUUGGACCUGCGCAGUGCCGUUCGCAGUGUUUUGGUCUUCAAUAGCUUCAUAAACCCCGCACAUUAUUACAAUUUCUCUUUUUAAAAUGUGAUUUUAAUCAUAACCCUAAGCACACUGCUAACUGUCUACUUUGUUUUUUGUUAUUGCAUUUUUUGCUAUUUUGUGGCUGUGGAAUCCGACUUUGUUGCUAGAAGCUAGUGGAAACCUAGCUAGUAACGUUACUUCCGUGGGACGACAAAGUUCGCAAGUACGAUAUUAUCAGAAUGCAGUUAAUUUGUUAGCAAUUCUAAUAAUAACAGGUUAUUAAGGAUGCCCGCAUGUUGAAUAUAAAACAUUCAUAUUAAGAUCUGUAUUAGCACGUAAACAAUAUUGUAGAAUUGCUGCACUCAUUCAUAUCAUUUUUCGACGUAUAGUACUUCCGUGUAGCCAUGGCUGAUUCUGUUGCAGUAGAGGACCCGAAAUUCACUUUACAAGAGGUUCUUGACACUUUUAAGUCAUGCCUAUCUGAAAACAAAGAAGUGUUCCUCGAACAUUAUGUAGCAGGAUGGCUUGGUCUUGUAAGAUUCAUGAACAGCCUGGGGAGUGUGUUCUCCUUCAUCGCCAAGGAUGCUGUCAACAAGAUCCAAAUCCUGAUCAACCAUCUGAACGGUGAGAAUGGGGCCCACUACGUCACUGUCCAGUCUAUGGUCAAAUACGAACUGGACAACCAACUGGUGGACCUGACUAAGAGAGGCAGCUUCCCCGAGUCCGGCUGUCGCACCCUACUGAGGCUUCACCGUGCCCUGCGCUGGCUGGAGCUCUUUCUCGAACGGCUGCGCACCAGCACUGAGGAAAGCAAGACCUCUCUCAUGUGCUCUGAGGCCUAUAAUGAGUCCCUCUCCCAACACCAUGCAUGGAUCAUCCGCAAGGCUGCCGGUACAGCUUUCUGGGCCCUCCCAGGGCGUGCUACGUUCUUUGAUGUGAUGAAUGUAGGUACCCCAGAGCAGGUAGUGACCAUGCUAGGGGAUGCCCUGCCGCUCAUCUCUGAGGUGUACCAAGUGACAGAGGACCUCUAUGCCCAGAACAAUAUAUUGGACUUGCCCUAGUAGGCAGGAAGUACUGUAGUAGUAGUUGCCUGAUGGUCCCAGAUCUGUGUGUGUCAUCUUGCCAACUCCAAUGGAAUUGUUUAUAAGAGUUGGCAAGACAGCAUAAAUAGAUCGGAGACCAUCAGGCUACUGUAGGCCUCGUAGUCCAACCAGCACAUCAAUGCUGGCAAGCUGUGCUGCUCCUUAUUGUUUCUUGGUGACAAUUUCUGGUGUAUGGAGAUGGGUGUAUUACUGUAUGUACAUUACAUUUAUGUAAUAAGGCAGCAUUACCCAUAUAUUUAUUUCUAAUUAGAAUUGUGAAAUGGGAUUUCUAUGGCAUUCAGUGCUGUUUUUGUGCAACACAUCUCUUUGCAUUUCAGUCUCUCCUUAAUUUGUUUAAGCAUGCAUCAGUUUUUAGCGCUCAAAGUAGGUUUUGUAUUACGGGAAGAGUAUGUAUUCAUUGCAAAUGCAAUAGCAUAUUUUUAGGUUGUAUGUCGGUCUUGUCUAAUCUAAAGAUAUACAUGUCCAUAAUUGUCGCCCCACAAUGAAAUUGGGGAGGGGACGGUGGAUCUGUCUGUUAGUACGUUCGUUUGUCACACGUGAUAUCUCGGACCGCACUGUCCCAAUUUUGACAAAUCGACAGCAAUUUUGUGGAAUGAUGCGUCUUGCCAUAGAAAUCAGGCAUUUACAAAAUUACACUGAUUAUCCAGAUGGCGUGUGACAAAGGAACUGCAGCCCAUUGUUCAGAUGGGUUAAAUGGAAACUGAAAACCUGAGACUGACUGUAGGUCUAUAACUUUUCACGUAGUCGUAAUAUUAACCCCAGCAGAAUUAAGCAUUUCUUGAAGUAAACUGAUACACCAAGUGUACACUUUGACUCGGGAACAGGAGUGGAGAAAUAUGAUUGGUUUAGUUCAGCGUCUUGAGAGAAUGCAAAUGUGAAGUCUGUAGAGGUGCCAUCUUUAUCAGCAUCAUAAAAGCUGAUGGAUGUAUAUUUUAUGUGGUUGAAAUACUAAGUCGAAUGGAGAUCUUAUCAGAAACAUGUUGGGUUGUUUUCACAGCUUUCUAUUUCCUUACAACUGGUUAAACUGAUGUCAUUUGGACAUUCUGCACAGUAAAUCUUUCCCAUUU